UACAACAAAGCCCAACUCCUGUCUCCUCUUCAGCAUCCUGAGCUGAAAAUCCUCAAAAAUAAAAUCAAUGGCAUCUGAAAAACGAUGCCUCUACGAGGUACUCGGCCUGAGCAAGGACUGCUCGCCGGACGAAAUCCGAUCGACCUACAAGAAGCUAGCCCUCCAGCGCCACCCCGACAAGCUCGUCCAAUCCGGCUUGACUCACGAACAAGCUACCGCUCAGUUCCAAGAACUCGUUCACGCUUACGAGGUUCUCUCCGACCCCAAAGAACGCGCCUGGUACGAUUCUCACCGCUCUCAGAUUCUUUUCUCCGACCUCAAUUCGUCGUCGAACUCCGGUCCCAACUCCGUUGUCCCUAAUCUCUUCUCUUAUUUCUCAAACACCGCCUUUUCCGGGUAUUCGGAUUCGGGUAAAGGUUUUUAUAAGGUUUAUUCGGAUUUGUUUGAUAAGAUUUAUAGGAAUGAGGUCAAUUUUGUUAAGAGAUUAGGUUUGGGAUUGGAUAUGGUGCGCGAGGCGCCGAUAAUGGGGAAUCUGGAGUGUCCGUACAGUCAGGUGACGGCGUUUUAUAAUUAUUGGUUAGGGUUUAGUACGGUGAUGGAUUUCUGUUGGGUCGACCAAUAUGAUGUUAUGGCAGGACCGAAUAGAAAAUCUAGGAGGAUGAUGGAGGAGGAGAAUAAGAAGUUGAGGAAGAAGGCAAAGAGAGAGUACAACGAGACGGUGAGAGGUCUGGCUGAGUUUGUGAAGAAGAGGGAUAAGAGAGUGAUUGAUAUGGUGGUGAAGAAGAAUGAGGAGAGGGAGAGGAAGAGGAAGGAGGAGAGAGAGAGGAAGAAGAAGUUGGAAAGGGAGAGAAUGGAGCGAGCGAGUAGAUAUGAGGAGCCGGAGUGGGCAAGAAUAGAUGACGAAGGUGAAAAUGAUGUUGGGUUUGAGGAGGAAGUAGAGGAGGAGAAUGAGAAGAAGAUAAAUGAGUUUUAUUGUGUGGCGUGUGGAAAGAAGUUUAAGAGUGAGAAGCAAUGGAAGAAUCAUGAGCAGUCGAAGAAGCAUAAGGAGAAAGUGGCAGAGUUGCGUGAGAGUUUUGCGGAUGAGGACGAGGAUGAUGAGAGGAAUGGUUUUGAGGAAGUGGAUGGUGAGAUAGAGGAGUUAGGAGAUAGGUUUAAGGAGGGUUUAGGAGUUGAGGAAAGAGAGGUCGAAAAUGGGGUUGGUGGAUUGAGUGGUGAUGACGAUGAGGAAAAUGAGUUUUUUGAUGUUGAGGAUAGUGACAUUGCUGAGGGAUUUCAGGAUGCGGAUGAUGACGAGAAUGAGGAUGAAGAAAUGAGUAUGCUUAAAGCUAUGGUUUCAGGACAUAAGACUAGGAAGAAGGUGGCUUCGAAGCAAGAGGAUGAGGUUUCGGAACCUCAGGUUCACGUCGAGAACAUGAUUGCUGAGGAUGAGGUUAUGGAAUAUGAUAACCGCAAGAGCACAAGAAGGAAAAACAAGAAAGAGAGAGGUAGAAAGAGCACAGGAGAAGCUACAAAGAGUGGUAAAAAUGAAAGGAAGGGUGAGAAUGAGGAAGCUAAUGCCCAUGAUUAUUCACAUAUGGGGGAGGAGUCCUCUUCCCAGCCUUUUGUGGAAAUUGUGAACAAUGGUACAAGGGAUGAUCAGUCAGGAACAAAUUUCAAUAUGUCAAACCAACCAGUUGAUGGAAAUGGGACCGUAAAGGACAAAAAAGCCAAAUCGAAAAACCCUUCCAAAGGAAAGAAAUCAAAGGCAACAUCAAAGAAUUCUGGCAAUUCGUGUGAAAAAUGUGGAGAGGAAUUCGAAUCAAGGAAUAAAUUACAUAAGCAUUUAAGUGACACGGGUCACGCCUUGUUGAAGUUCAGAUGAGAUUUCCCAAUUUUUACAUCUACACUGUAAAAUUAGAUAAUGGAUUGUAUUCCAAAGUUUUGUUGGGAAAUUUUUUUUCUCAAUUUUAUUGCACGGAAUUACAUGUGGAUUAGGGUUUGAUUCAGUGCAAAAGGUGCUGACAGUGGGGA
Messenger RNA from Pistacia vera, 2010 nucleotides. RefSeq names its product DNAJ protein JJJ1 homolog. The transcript is spliced from 3 exons. Gene Ontology annotation, molecular function: zinc ion binding; nucleic acid binding. The record is from RefSeq and is a predicted model, not a curated record. Bases 68 to 1861 code for a protein of 597 amino acids. Lineage: Eukaryota; Viridiplantae; Streptophyta; Magnoliopsida; Sapindales; Anacardiaceae.